This is a messenger RNA of Mercurialis annua (annual mercury), 3006 nucleotides long. RefSeq lists its product as uncharacterized. Lineage: Eukaryota; Viridiplantae; Streptophyta; Magnoliopsida; Malpighiales; Euphorbiaceae. The transcript has a single exon. Bases 55 to 1221 code for a protein of 388 amino acids. The record is from RefSeq and is a predicted model, not a curated record.
UCCAAUUUCCAUGCAGACAGUAAAGAAGUAGAAACCCUAAGCUUGUCUUUCAUUAUGACGAAUUGGUCAGAAUUGGACUGCGAUCUUUUAUCUGAAAUCGCCAAUCGAAUAAAUUGUUUGCGAGAUUUUAUCAUCUUUGGCGCGGUUUGCAGUUCAUGGCGAUUAGUUGCUUUGCCGGAGAAUUUCAAAAAAUCGACCAGAGUUCCGUGGCUUUUGCUGGAUCGAGAUAGGGAUGAUCAUAGCCCCCGCAAGUUUCUCAACCUUUCGAAAGAUGUAAUUUACGGAAUCAAUCUACCAAAAUAUAAUCUGCCAAUAUAUAAUUUAUCGAAUCGAUUUAGUAUUCGUUCUAAUAUUAAGGAAAACAACUAUGUUUAUUCUUCGAAAGGAUGGUUUUUGAAUGUUGAUAAUCAUUCCCAAUUAUAUCUUUUGAAUCCUUUUUCGCUCUCGAGAAUUAAUCUGCCUGAUUCUUUCAAAGAAAUUGUUAAACAUAGAUUAUUACUCAAUUUUGCCUUAUCCUCCAGUCCAAGCGUCGCAUCGGAUUUUAUGAUAAUGAUAAUUUACUAUUCGCAUGGAACGAUGAACGUAGGUUUUUGGAAAAAUGGAGAUUGCCAAUGGACUGAUGUAGACCUCAAAUUGCAUACAUGUGAUUUGGAUAUCACAUACCACAAUGGUCGAUUCUAUAUUGUCUGCGAUGUUGAAUCUGGAGCAGAAUAUGUUGUUCAUGAAAUUGACAUUCAUAAUUCUCAGUUUGUUUCGAUAAGCAGCAAAUUUCUCAAUCUUUAUCCCUCUCUAUUGCAUUUAUGUAAUCCAUAUUGGAUAGUUGGAUUAUCUCGAGAACUGAUGAUAGUCACUUGGGGUUUGGAUUACGAGUCUAGAGAUGAGGAUGGAGAUAUUAAAAUUAUCGAGGAUCUGUAUACACAUUUUGAGUUUAUAAUUCAAGAGAUUGACUUCGAGAAAGGAUCAUGUAAAAAGGUGACUAAUUUAGGACAUGAAGCUUUAUUUUUGGGAUUUAACUCUUCUUUCUUGGUUGAUGUAUCGAAUGAAUCAAAAUUUAAGUCCAAUCACAUUUACUUUGCUGAAAACUUUCAACAAACUUAUUCGUUUAAAAGUAGCGUAAGUGUUGGUGUUUACAGCAUGAUGGAUGGAUCAUACGAGCCGCUUUUCAGUGAGGCAGACUCUGGUUAUCGCUGUUCUAGUCAAUGGAUCGAACCAAGACCCUGAUCCUUAGUUAUGGGUGUAAUCGUUAUGACAUGAGAAAAUGUUGGAGUUUUUUGAUUGAUUACAAGUCCCUGACCCUUAGUGAUGGGAGUAACCGAUUCCCGCAAGAUCGACUUUCGUACGUAAUGUAGGACAAAUGUGAAGUGGUUGGAUAUAUCUAAUGAUCGGUUGGUUACAUUCCUAUUCUUAGUAGUAGAGUAGGUUGUUUCUUUUCAUUUUCUAGUUUCUAAGUAUUAUCUUAUUUAACAUUAUUAUUACUGUUGGCUGGACAUUCAAAGUUAGCCAGUCCUGCAUUCCUAUGCCCUGUUACAUGAUUAUUUUUAUUGCUUUAUUAUUAAAGUUGGUACUGGCUAUAGUUUGAAAGCAACAUUAGUACAAGGUUGGGUUGUGUAACUUAUGAUGAUAAUUUCCAGCAUCCGAGUUCAAUUUAUAAGAAGAAUUAGGGUUUAUGAAUUUUCAUUUUUCAUUGAGACCUUAAAGAAGUAGAAACCCUAAUUAUGAAGAAGACGGUGAGGACUUGCUCCGAAUUGGACAGCGAUCUUUUAUCUGAAAUCGUUAAUCGAAUCAAUUGCCUACGAGAUUUUAUCAUCUUUGGCGCGGUUUGCAGGUUAUGGCGAUCGGUUGCUUCGCCGGAGAAAUUCAACAAAUCGACCAAAGUUCCAUGGUUUAUGCCCGAUCAAGAUGAGGAUGAUCACAGCCCCCGUAAGUUUCACAACCUUUCGAAAGAUGUAAUUUACAGAAUCAAUCUACCAAAAUUUCGUUUUUCUCCACCUUAUAAUUGGAAAAAAAUUAUGGGUCCUAAUACUAUGGAAAGAGACUAUGUUUAUUCUUCAAAAUGAUGGUUUUUGAUUGUUGAUGAGAAUCAUUUACAAUUAAGUCUUUUGAAUCCGUUUUCGCUCUCCAGAAUUGAUCUGCCACAUUCUUUUCGUAACUCAAAGGAUAUUUUUAAACGUCAAAACAUUAUUAGUUUUGCCUUAUCGUCCUCUCCAAGCGUUGCAUCUGAUUUCGUGAUACUGGUAGCUUAUAUGUAUGAAUCAAAUGAUGUAAACUUAGGUUUUUGGAGAAAUGGAGAUCGCAAGUGGACUAACUUAGAUCUCAAAUUUCGUACCGAAAAUGCGAAUAUCACAUAUCACAAUGAGCUAUUCUAUGUUGCUCCUGAUAUUUAUUCUUCAGCAGGAUUUUCUAUUUAUGAAAUUGACCUUCGAAAUACUGAAUCUGUUUCAAUAAGCAGCAAGUCGUUUACAAAUCCGUAUCCGCCUGUGCUUUAUGACAAUCCAUUUUGGAUAGUUGAAUCAUCUCGAGUGCUGAUGAUGGUCUCUCGGAGAGACACUUCUAAGGAUAAGGAUGGGGAUGGGGAUGAGAUUAAGUUGUUCAGGUGUCCUUAUUCUCAUGUCAUGUAUUGUGAGUUUAUAAUUCAAGAGAUUGAUUUUGAGAAAGGGGAUUGUAAAAGGGUGAAUGAUUUAGGAGAUGAAGCUUUGUUUUUGGGACAUGCCUCUUCUUUCUUGGUUGAUGUAUCGAACGAAUCAAGAUUUAAGUCCAACCAUAGUUACUUUGCUGAAAACUUUCUAGAGAAGUGGUCAUAUCCCAGGGCAGGAGGCGUUGGUGUUUAUAGCUUGAUCGAUGGAUCAUCGGGGUGGUUCACCAAGUUCGACUCUCGUUAUCCUUGUUCUAGUUAUUAUUGUUCUAGUCAAUGGAUCGAACCAAGACUCUGAUACUCUCUGACGGGUGUAAUCGAGUCCCAUCGGUUGAUUUUGUAAAAGCUUCUAAUUAUUAUUUUUUAUUGUUAAA